Molecule: messenger RNA, 1102 nt
Organism: Fusarium oxysporum Fo47
Lineage: Eukaryota; Fungi; Ascomycota; Sordariomycetes; Hypocreales; Nectriaceae
Exons: 2
Coding region: 131-1102 (323 amino acids)
Source: RefSeq, a predicted model, not a curated record
CAUGUGAACCAUAAAUGCGACAUGCUGCAGAUAAGUUGGGUGUCAUCCCAAGCAUCAAGAGAUCAAGAAUUCUCGCUCACUACAACUCAAAAGCAUAGUAUCGAAGCCGUUCACAAUAAACUUCGACAAUAUGCCUUCAAAUCCGCACGUCUUGCAUCCAGACAUGGAAACAAUAAUUAACCUCUUGGAUAAGCAACCCACUCGAAUGUUUACCCGCAACUGUAUUCCCCCCAAGGAUCCCCCUCCAGGAACACCCGAACCCUGUGUAUGGCGAUGUCACGAAUGCGGGCGGAAGUACAAGAUCUCCGUCACAAGCCGCUGUAUUAGGUGUCCUUCAUACAACGCUAAACCCCCUUACAUGUACCUCUCGGGCAAUAGCCCAGACGGCGAACCUACUAGAAAGUAUCGAAAGUCUCCCCUCUCAGGCAGUAGUCCAGAUGACAAAUCUGCUACAAAGACUAGAAAGUCUCCCACAAACCGUACAUACUCAAAACGACCAUCCCCGUCAGUUUAUAACUACGACUACGAGUUCUGGGGUCAAUACAACGACUGGAAACGCUUUGGCUCAGAGUAUGAAGCUAGGCCUGAGAGAUGGGAGAGCCGCAUCAAACGCAAUUUUGACGGCAAGGGUAGUGCACCGCGCCGAGCGGAGAGAUAUAAGUUUGAGGUCGAAACACGCACUUAUUUCACGGAGGAAAGGCUGGAGCGCAUGCUUAAAAGGAAGCAUAACUGUGAACUAGACUGUGAUUAUCCCAGUCAGUGUCAAACAGAGCGUUAUGAAGCAUCUAGGAAGGGAUCCCGGAAAGCCACAGGAGGCAAGGUGCACCCCCCACGGUAUGGCGAUGAUAAGGGAAAUGCAGGUAAGAUGCCCCUUUGUGAGCUUUUACCAGGAUUCGAUCAGGAGAUAACAAGUCCCGAAGACGUUGACGAUGAGGAUGUGAUAUUCGCGGCGUACAAGAGGGAUGUUGAUGCUUGGAACUCGUAUUUCCGUGUCUACCUAAUCCAGUCCAUCAGCACAGCGGUUCCGUGUCGCAUCUCAUACCAGACCAGACACCAAGGUGAAAACACAACUGUUGUACACAGCUCGCGCAAGUCCAAUUAG